AUGGAUCAUAUCUUCAACAAGGUUGGUUCCUACUGGUUAGGUCAGAAGGCCAACAAGCAAUUUGACUCCGUCGGUAACGACAUCAACUCUAUGUCAGCGAGCAUCGAAGGAGGAACAAAAUGGUUGGUCAACAAAUUUAAAGGAACAAUGCAGAAACCUUUGCCCGAGUUACUUAAGGAGUUUGAUUUGCCAGUGGGGGUCUUCCCACGCGAUGCUACAAACUAUGAGUUUGAUGAACAGACAAAGAAAUUAACAGUGAUGAUUCCAUCGGUCUGCGAAGUCGGCUACAAAGACUCAUCUGUCUUGAAAUUCACCACAACAGUAACAGGGUAUCUCGGGAAAGGAAAGCUAUCUGAUGUGGAAGGAAUCAAGACAAAAGUUAUGAUAUGGGUUAAAGUCACAAGCAUCUCUGCAGAUUCAUCAAAGGUCUAUUUAACUGCCGGAAUGAAGAAAAGCAGAAGCAGAGAUGCUUAUGAGGUUCUAAGAGAUGGCGUACGAGCCGAUAAAUUCUAA
Molecule: messenger RNA, 513 nt
Organism: Arabis nemorensis
Lineage: Eukaryota; Viridiplantae; Streptophyta; Magnoliopsida; Brassicales; Brassicaceae
Source: the annotation of a GenBank genome assembly